Molecule: messenger RNA, 3490 nt
Organism: Durio zibethinus
Lineage: Eukaryota; Viridiplantae; Streptophyta; Magnoliopsida; Malvales; Malvaceae
Source: RefSeq, a predicted model, not a curated record
UAGGAUUCCCAACCAAUUAUAAAAAAAGUUGGUUGGGGCUAAAAAGAAAAAAUGCAUAUUGAAAUUGAGAGAAAGAAAGGUUCCGUACAACUAAUAAAAAUUAAAAUGUUUUUUUUAUGGUUUUUGGUUAUUUGGGAAUAGCCUUGUCUUAUCUGGGUUAAGAGGGGUUUUGAGAAAAGUUCCAGUUUUUGGGGGAUUUUUUAAGAUUUGAGAGAGAAAAGGGGGGCAUAAAAAGAAAAAAAAAUUGGUGAUGGAGGUAUGUCCAUGGUGUCUUUCUGAUACAAAAGAAUGUUCCAUCUACUAGCCCUCUUCUUAUUAUAAGUGUUCUUACUCGGGUCGUUUAUGUUUGUAUCGGUUUUCCAUUAGGUUUUGGGCUUUUUCUUGUUUUCCAGAGUAUGAUAAAACUCAGAAGUUGAGGAAUUCAUAAGGCUGAAACUUUUAAGAGUUUGCUGGUGGGUCUUUUAUUAGAGGGCAACACUGGGAAAGGGAAAUGGAAUGCAAUAAGGAUGAGGCCACCAGAGCUAAAGAGCUUGCUGAGAGGAAGUUCGUUGCAAAGGAUAUUAAUGGGGCAAAGAAAUUUGCUUUGAAGGCCCAGAAUUUGUAUCCUGGGCUUGAAGGUAUCCCCCAAAUGAUAGCAACAUUAGAUGUUCAUAUUUCUGCGGAGAACAAAAUAAAUGGGGAAGCAGAUUGGUAUGCCAUACUUGAUGUUAACCCACAAGCUGAUGAUGAAGCAGUGAGGAAACAAUAUAGGAAGCUGGCUCUAAUGCUUCACCCUGAUAAAAAUAAGUCUGUAGGAGCUGAUGGGGCAUUUAAACUUAUUUCCGAGGCAUGGAGUUUGUUGUCUGAUAAGGCUAAAAGGGUAGCAUAUGACCAAAAGAGGAGUGCGAAAGUAAUACAAAAGGUUUCAACACCUAGUGGCAGUUCAACAGCAUCAAAAGCGGCAAAUGGUUUUCACAACAUCACCAAAACAACUAGUUCGAGUGUGAGGGCUUCCAAGAGUAACCAACGUGCUGCUCAGUCUUCAACUACUGCUGGUCGUUCGUCAAACCUGGCUGGUCAGUCUUCAUCAUCUCAUAAGCCAAAGCCAAAUACCUUCUGGACUGUCUGUCAUCGAUGCAAGAUGCAGUAUGAGUAUCUGAGAGUGUAUCUUAAUCAUAAUCUAUUGUGCCCUAACUGCCAUGAGCCAUUUUUGGCUGUAGAAACCGCUCCCCCAACAACAUCUACCCCAACCCCUUGGAAAUUUUCACAGCAGCGGCAGAAUCCAAAUAGUCAAGCAGCUAAUAAAAGCACAAAUAAUUCAGGAAGAAACCAUGCCUCCUCUUCUAAUGUCGCAGGAUUCAGUAGUGAUGAUUCAUAUGGUCAAAACAACGUCCAUUGGGGUCCUUUUUCCAGGACUGGUGGUGCUUCAUCUGCAGCUCAAGCUGCAAGUGUGGUUCAGCAGGCAUAUGAGAAAGUGAGGAGAGAGCGAGAGGAAGCACAGGCAGCUAUAAAAAGAGAAGAGGCUAUGCGGAGAAAGCAUCAUGCCUCUAAAAGGGCAAGCGUUGCUUCUUCAACUGGAUACACUAAUGCUGCUAAGAGAAGGAGGGGUAUGGAAGACAGUAGUGCAAGCACCCAUGGAACUGAUAUUACCCAUCAAAUGGGUGUAGGAAAUGGAGGUCCAGCUAAUCUGUCUGGAUCUAAACUAGGCAGUUUAGAAACAGGUUGGAUCAAUGGAACUUCUAAAUACAACAAUGCAAGAGAUAUCUCUCAGGUAGAAAUUCAAAGUUUGCUGGUGGAGAAGGCCAAGAGAGAAAUUCGAAAGAAACUGCAUGAAUGGAAUUCAAUGUCAGCAGCUAAGACUGUAUCGAAAGAUAUUAUAGGCAAUGAAAAUGCGAAUGAGAAACAAAGCAAAUCUUUUGUAAAAAAUGACAUGCAGAAUGAGAACAAGUCAGGGGGCUUUGUUGAUAAAAACAAUGGGGAUCAUUGUCUCAAGACUUUUCCUGGCAGUUCUGGUGUUGCUAUCACUGCAGAAACAUUGGAAGCAAUGUCCAUAAAUGUCCCAGAUCCUGAUUUUCAUGAUUUUGACAAGGAUCGAACUGAAAGAUCUUUUGAAGAUAACCAGGUAUGGGCUGCAUAUGAUGACGAUGAUGGGAUGCCUCGAUACUAUGCUAUGAUCCAUAAUGUUAUAUCUCUGAAUCCAUUCAAGAUGCAGAUCAGCUGGCUUAAUUCAAAGACUAACAGUGAAUUGGGUCCACUUAACUGGGUAGGUUCUGGUUUCUCAAAAACCUGUGGGGAGUUCAGAAUAGGCCGGCAUGAGAUCAAUAGCUCACUUAAUUCUUUUUCACACAAGGUUAAGUGGACAAAAGGGAUGCGCGGGGCUAUUCGUAUAUAUCCUAGAAAGGGUGAUGUUUGGGCUAUCUAUAGGAACUGGUCCCCUGACUGGAAUGAGUUAACAGCUGAUGAAGUAAUACACAAGUAUGAUAUGGUAGAAGUACUUGAUGACUACAAUGAAGAACUAGGUGUCACAGUCACCCCCCUUGUCAAGGUUGCUGGUUUCAAGACAGUCUUUCACCGACAUCUGGAUCAUAGAGAAAUUAAAAGGAUUCCAAGAGAAGAGAUGUUUCGUUUCUCUCAUCAAGUUCCUUCAUACUUGCUUACAGGUCAAGAGGCUCCCAAUGCUCCAAAGGGUUGCCGGGAGCUAGACCCAGCUGCUACUCCAGUGGAACUUCUUCAGGUACUUAUAGGUGUUAAGGAAGAAGAGAUUCUGGAAAAUGAUAAGAAGAUUAAUGAAGAAAAUGUUGUGGAUGUAGGAAAAGCUAAUGAUAGAGGGGUAGUGGUGAAUUGCGAAAAAGCUAGGUAAGAAGGGGAUAAUGGCUCUAAAGUUCUUGUGGAUAAAGAAAAUGUAGCCAAUUUUAGAAAUACUUAAGAAGAUGAGAGAAUGGAGCAUACUGAAUAAGCCUGAUUAAUUGAGUUCAAGAUUAACUGGUUUGAUGUGGACAGAUGAUAUUGGGCUGUUGUAAAAUUGGAUGGUACUGAUUCAUCUAAUGUGUACAACCUUGGGUGGUUAUCUCACUUGAACUUGUGAAGGUGACCUGAAAGUAUAUCUAACCUUGCAAUGAUCUUCACGUUGAUAUUUUAGGAGUAGAUCCCUGGGGUUUUUGGGGUUUCUAGCGGUUCAUCGAGAAAGCUCAUUCUGGUAUCAGUUCUGCUAAGUGGAACUUCUCAGAGUUUUGAGAGCAGAGAGCUAGACGGGCUAUUUCUUCGCUGUUUCAGUCUAGGGAACACCUCUUUAGCAUGCUGGAUAAGCUGGCACUCUUACUAUUUCAAUUUUACAGUGUUUUCUUGCUCAAUUGUCUCAUCCUGUAGCAUUUGAUAGUCAUGGAUUCAUGAUCUUUUGCGCUUGGCUGUAGAGCUGUACCAUUAGUUCAUAUUAGAGGUUCAAUAACAGUGUAGAUUGUGAGUUGAUACAGUCACUGCUUAAAUCAUAUUUAUAAUGAUUAUUUACUUUUAU